This is a messenger RNA of Lathyrus oleraceus (garden pea), 1207 nucleotides long. RefSeq names its product vacuolar iron transporter homolog 2.1. Gene Ontology annotation, biological process: intracellular manganese ion homeostasis. Gene Ontology annotation, molecular function: manganese ion transmembrane transporter activity. The transcript is spliced from 3 exons. The record is from RefSeq and is a predicted model, not a curated record. The coding region runs from base 116 to 877 and encodes 253 amino acids. Lineage: Eukaryota; Viridiplantae; Streptophyta; Magnoliopsida; Fabales; Fabaceae.
UGUUCAUUACUGUGAACUGAAAACAUUGCAACAAAUUGAAAAUCCUUCUGCAGAUAAUUAACCACAAAGUUCCAAAUUUUCAAUUAAAAAAACAACAGGCUUGAUCAGUGGUAUAAUGGAGGAGAGAGGUGACAACAACACCACAGGGCUCCUUAAUAGUGAAAGACCAAAAGAACCUUGGAGAGGUGAAUAUGUAAAGAGCAUAGUUUAUGGAGGCCUUGAUGCCAUUAUCACAUGCUUUUCUCUCAUUUCCUCCAUUUCAGCUACCACUAGUUCCUCUGGGAAUGUGUUGGUUCUUGGGUUUGCAAACUUAGUAGCAGAUGCAAUAUCAAUGGGCUUUGGAGACAUAGUCUCCGCUAGCUCCGAGCGGGAUGUCACCAUUGAGGAAAGGAGAGUCACAGAAUGGGAUGUUUUUAAUGGUAGAGAAAAUGAACAAAGAGGUUUAGUUAGACACUAUCAAUCUCUUGGGAUGGAUUACAACGACGCAGCUGCGGUUGUGAACAUAUUUACAAAAUACAAUGACAUACUAGUGGACCAAAGAAUGGCAGCUGACAAAGGAAUGCUACCGGCAGAUCAAGAAAAGAAGCCAUGGAAGAAUGGCUUGAUAACCUUUGCAUCCUUCAUGGUUUUUGGCUCAAUACCUCUGCUAUCUUUCAUCAUCCUUAUACCAUUUACAGAUAGCGAUUCAGUUAAGUUUGUUAGUGCUUGUCUUGUUUCAUCACUUGGCCUUGCUCUUCUUGGUGUGGCUAGGGCAAGAAUUGCAGGUCAAAACAUGAUGUUGACCACAGCGGUUACUCUUUUGAGUGGUGUCAUAGCAGGAGCUGCAGCUUAUUUAGUAGGGUGGUUGUUAAAGCAUGUUGCAGGACUAGAAGGUUGAUAAAUUAAUUAUAGCUGAAUAGUAGUAGUAGUAGUAGUAAGAUAGACAAUAGGGAAUGAUUAACAAUAGCAUCUUUUUUUAGGACUUUUUUUUGGUAAUGAAAGAUAUGUACACAAACUGGCCUACUUGGACGAAGUCCUAAUUUUGUACACAUGUUUAAUGUCUAUCUAUUAGGUUUAGGCAGGUUAUAAAUGCAUUUGUCUUAGUUGUAUUGUAACUAAUUUUCCCAAAAAAAGUCUAAUGUGUGCUUGCUAGUCAAAUUUUUGUGGUGAUGGUUGGAGAAAAUAUCAGUUGAAUUUUUGCACCUAUUUCAAUUCAACUUUUGUGGUG